This is a messenger RNA of Erigeron canadensis, 2036 nucleotides long. RefSeq names its product guanine nucleotide-binding protein-like NSN1. The record is from RefSeq and is a predicted model, not a curated record. Bases 83 to 1879 code for a protein of 598 amino acids. The transcript has 9 exons. Gene Ontology annotation, cellular component: nucleolus. NCBI's taxonomy places the organism in Eukaryota, Viridiplantae, Streptophyta, Magnoliopsida, Asterales, Asteraceae. Gene Ontology annotation, molecular function: GTP binding.
AUAAACCCUAAUUUGGUCUGUCAUAACAUAAACCCUCAAACCCUGCUUAUUCUCAUCCGCACACAACCAUCAUCUUUCAAACAUGCCUAAGCGAAGCAAAAAGAGUAAAAGUAAAAGAGUAUCAUUGAAACAGAAGCAUAAAGUAAUCAAGAAAGUCAAAGAACAUCAUAAGAAAAAAUCCAAAGAAGCUAAAAAACUUGGUUUGAAUAAGAGACAGAAAGUUGAGAAAGAUCCUGGGAUUCCUAAUGAUUGGCCUUUUAAGGAGCAAGAACUUAAAGCUCUCGAAGCUCGCCGUACGAAAGCCCUCGAAGAAAUCGAGCUGAAAAAAGCUGCCCGUAAAGAAAGGGCUAAAAAGAGGAAGUUGGGUUUAUUGGAAGAUGAUGGAGAUGAUAUGACCAGUCUGGCGGAGCAGGUUUCUGCAAAAGAAAAAGAAUUUGCAGGGAAAAAACCCGUUGAUAAUUCAACUAAAACUCUGGAGAGGUCAUUUUACAAGGAGUUGUCCAAAGUUAUUGAAGCCUCAGAUGUCAUUUUGCAAGUGCUCGAUGCCCGGGAUCCUCUAGGGACCCGCUGCAUUGAAAUGGAAAAAAUGGUGUUGAAAGCUGGUCAUGAGAAACGUCUCGUGUUGCUUCUUAAUAAAAUAGAUCUCAUUCCCCGUGAAGCUGCUGAGAAAUGGCUAAAGUAUCUUAGAGAGGAGUUACCCGCAGUUGCUUUUAAAUGUAGCACCCAAAAGCAGAAAUCGAAUCUAGGGUGGAAAGCUGCAAAGUCUGCAAAAUUGACCAGCAAUUUAUUGCAAACAAGUGACUGUCUAGGGGCAGAAACUCUUCUAAAGCUUCUGAAGAAUUACUCAAGAAGUCACGAGAUCAAAAAGUCAAUUACGGUUGGUGUAGUUGGGUUGCCUAAUGUAGGAAAGAGCAGUCUCAUUAAUAGCUUGAAAAGGUGUCAUGUUGUGACUGUUGGUGCUACCCCAGGUCUCACAAGAACCAUGCAAGAAGUUCAGUUAGACAAGAAUGUUAAGUUAUUGGACUGUCCUGGUGUUGUGAUGCUCAAUUCCGGGGAGAAUGCUGCUGCUGCAGCUCUUCGAAAUUGUAUAAAAAUCGAGAAGUUAGAGGACCCCGUUGCUUCAGUGCAGGAAAUCCUCGAGAAAUGUCCAUCAGAAAUGUUGGUUACAGCAUACAAGAUUCCAGUUUUUGCUUCUGCUGAUGACUUCCUUUCAAAGGUCGCUACUGUGAGAGGUAAACUAAACAAAGGUGGCAUUUUGGACACUGCUGCUGCUGCAAGAAUUGUUUUACGCGAUUGGAAUGAAGGUAAGAUUCCAUACUAUACAAUGCCACCUAAUAGGAAGGAAGGAGAGGCUAUGGAGGCAACUAUUGUACCAGAAUUAGGAAAGGAGUUCAAUGUGGAUGAAGUAUAUGGCACUGAAUCCUCGUAUAUUGGCAGCCUAAAAUCUGUGAAUGAGUUUAAUCCUGUGGAGAUUCCACCAAGUGACCCUCUGGCUUUUGAUGAGUCGAUGCUUGAGGAUGAAAAACAGCCAGAGAUAACUCCCAUAGAAAGCAAUAUGGCAGAUCAAGCGAUGUCAGAAGAUGAAAAAGAUAUGCCAGAAACCCAGGUCAAGAAUAUAAGUAGUCAACAAAACGAGAAACUAUAUGCCACAGAAGGUAUUCUUAACUCCAAGCAAAAGAAAGCGGAAAAGAAAAGAAGGAAAAAGGCCACUAAAUCUGCUGCAUUGGAAGAAGAUGGUGAUUAUGACUUCAAGAUAGAUUACAAGAAAAAGGGAUCUACCGACAUGGAUGUUGGUGAGGAAGAAGAGAAGGAUGUCGAUGAUAAUAAUGAUGGUUCAGCUGAUGGAAAUGGAAACAAUGUUGAUCAGAGUGAAGUGUAAGGUAGUUUAAGUUUGUUGUUUGGUUUUGGAGAAAAUUAGGCAAUAUUUUGAUAAUGGAGGAAAAUGCUUGAACUGUGAAAGGAUGUAUUCGCUUAGAUGUCUUUUGGUUAACCAAAAGCUCUCUUUUUUGUUUAAAUGAGAUUAUAAUUUAUAUUCA